Messenger RNA from Lolium rigidum, 1304 nucleotides. Its product is annotated as monooxygenase 2-like. The record is from RefSeq and is a predicted model, not a curated record. The transcript is spliced from 4 exons. The coding region runs from base 1 to 1278 and encodes 425 amino acids. Gene Ontology annotation, molecular function: FAD binding. Lineage: Eukaryota; Viridiplantae; Streptophyta; Magnoliopsida; Poales; Poaceae.
AUGGCGGGUGGUAGCGGCGGGGCAUUGGCGGUGGACGCCGAGGUGGUCAUCGUCGGCGCUGGGAUCGCGGGGCUCGCUACCGCGGUGGCGCUGCGCCGGGUCGGCGUGGGCGGCGUUCUGGUGCUGGAGCGGCACUCCGAGCUGCGCGCCACGGGUGCCGCGCUCACCGUCUACCCCAACGGCUGGAUCGCGCUCCGAGCGCUCGGCGUCGCGCACAAGCUCACCUCCCGCUACGAAGGCUGCGGAAUAUUCCGGGUUACCAAUCUUGAGAACGGAGAAACUAAAGUGUUUCAGUUCGCUGGACGCGAAAGCAGCGAUGAAAUCAAGGUGAGGCCGGCGGAUCGAAAGGCGCUGCUGGAAGCGCUCGCGGAGGAGCUCCCGCCGGGCACCAUUCGCUUUUCGUCGAAGCUCGUAUCCAUCAACACUGAGACAGCCGAGACUUCGCCGGAGACUGCCGUUCUGCGGCUGGACGACGGCACAGUGAUCCGAGCCAAGGUGCUGAUCGGGUGCGACGCGGUGCACUCGGUGGUGGCGCGGUGGCUAGGACUGUCGGAGCCGGUCACCUCCGGCCGGUCCGCCGUCCGAGGGCUCGCCGUGUACCCGGACGGCCAUGGCUUGAAGAAAGAGGUCCGGCAGUUCCUCUCGAAGGGCCUGAGGGCCGCCAUGGUGCCCAUCAACGACACGGAAGUAUACUGGUUCCUCGUCAACAACACUGUCGCCGCAGAGAAAGAAGCCCGCACAUACCCCGUGAACAUCCUGCGGGAGGUCACCGACAACUUGGGCAGGCACAUGCCGCCAGAGUACCUCGACGUGGUGCGCCACUCCAGCCACAACAGCCUCUCGUGGGUGCCGCUGCUCUACCGGUCGCCUUGGGCCAUCCUAACGGGACUGGCGGCUCGGGGGCCGGUCACGGUGGCCGGCGACGCGUUCCACCCCAUGACGCCGGACUUGGCGCAGGGUGGGGGCUCCGCGCUGGAGGACGCGGUGGUGCUCGCCCGAGCUAUGUCGCGGGCGGCCACGCCAGCAGAGGGGGUGGCAGCUUAUGUGUCGGAGCGACGUGGCCGGGCCGCCUUGCUGGUCGCCGGUGCCUACCUGUCGGGUUGGGUCCAGCAAGGCGGGACCGACGUGCAGGGUCUGCGAGGUUGUAUGGUCAAGCUGUUCCGUGACUGGAUCUUUUACAGGUACAUCUUUCGAAGGCUCGCCGGUAUGAUGUGGUACGAUUGCGGCGACUUGUUGCCGCCGACGUCUAACGAGAAGGGCAAGAAUCACUCAGAGUGAUGUUUUCCAUCAUGUCUCAUUAAAUU